Pleuronectes platessa (European plaice) is the source of this 3132-nucleotide messenger RNA. RefSeq names its product contactin 1b (gene cntn1b). The record is from RefSeq and is a predicted model, not a curated record. Bases 4 to 3132 code for a protein of 1042 amino acids. The transcript has 23 exons. NCBI's taxonomy places the organism in Eukaryota, Metazoa, Chordata, Actinopteri, Pleuronectiformes, Pleuronectidae. Gene Ontology annotation, biological process: cell-cell adhesion; brain development. Gene Ontology annotation, molecular function: cell-cell adhesion mediator activity.
ACAAUGGCCUCCACUGGUUUGCUGCUCCUGGCCCUCUGCUCCUCCAUCUCCAUCACAGAGGCGGUUCUCUUUGGUGAGCCAAGAAUUUAUGGAGAUGAUGCGACCGGUUAUGGUCCCAUCUUUGAGGAGGAGCCGGUGGAUGUGGUUUACACUGAGGACUCACCCGACAAGAGAAUCUCCAUGAACUGCAGGGCUCGGUCAAACCCACCAGCUUCAUACAGGUGGCGUCGUGAUAACUGGGAGAUCAAGCUGAUGGAGCAGCCAGAUGAGUUCUACAGCCUGGUGGGGGGGAACCUGGUCAUCACCAACCCCAAACAGAAGAAGCACUCUGGCACGUACAUCUGCGUGGCCAAGAACAUCUACGGCACCGUCAUUAGCAAGGAGGCUAGGGUCAAGUUCGGAUUUUUGGAGGAGUUUCCUGAUGAGGAGAGAGAUCCAGUUUACGUCAAAGAAGGACAGGGAGCAGUUCUGCUGUGUGUACCUCCAAAGGCCUGGCCCGAGGCGGUGACCUACCGCUGGAUCUUCAACGAGUUCCCAGUUUUCCUGAACACAGAUCGCCGCCGAUUCGUCUCCCAGCGGACGGGGAACCUGUACAUCUCCAAGGUGGAGGCUCAGGAUGUAGGAAACUACUCCUGCUACGUUUCCAGUCCCAUCAUCGGGCAGAGUGUCUUCUCCAAGUUCAUCCCCCUCAUCCCCUCACCCCCCGAUGAGGGGGAGGAAAGGAAGUACCCUGCAGACAUCAGGGUGAAGUUCCCAGAUACUACUGCCAUGUUGGCCUCUAAUAUUACAUUGGAGUGCUUUGCCCUGGGAAAUCCCAUCCCUUAUAUUGUUUGGAGGAAGGUGGACGCCACAGACCUCCCCGCAAAUCACGAGAUCAGUGAAUCCGGAGCCGCUCUUCAUUUGUACAAUGUGCAGUACGAGGAUGUGGGAGCAUACGAGUGCGAAGCCAUCAACACCAAAGGGAAGGACUGGCACAAGUCCUGGCUCUAUGUGGAGGCUGCCCCCGAGUGGGCUGAGACCCUCAACAACACUCAGAUCGACAUCGGCUCCGAACACACCAUGCGCUGUGUGGCCUCAGGGAAGCCCUACCCUUUCAUCCGCUGGUACAAAGACGGAUAUAUGUAUGGUAAAGGUGAGCUGAAGUUUUCAAGUCUGACUUUUGAUGACUCUGGGAUGUACCAGUGUCUUGCUGAGAAUUACUGGGGCAUCAAAUAUGCCAAUGCCGAGCUGAGAGUCAUCGCCUGCGCUCCCACAUUUGAGUUUAAUCCUGUAAAGAAGCAGCUUCUUGGCGCCAGAGACGGACGAGUGGUGAUCGAGUGCAAACCCCGAGCGGCUCCCAGGCCUCGGUUCACGUGGACAAAGGACAAAGAGCUGCUCUUUAACAAUUCACGCAUUUCCAUCAUGUUUGAUGGGACUCUGGAGAUCCUCAACGCCACCAAAAACGAUGAGGGCACCUACAACUGCUUUGUCGAGAACGACAGAGGAAAGGCCAACAGCUCUGGUUAUCUCACCAUUACAGAGGCGACCAGCAUCACGGAGGCUCCUGAAGACACCGAGGUCAAAAUUGGCGAUGAGAUCAUUCUCAAGUGCACUGCAUCGUACGACCCCAUGCUGGACAUCACCUUCAUCUGGGCCAUGGAUUUCAGAGUCAUCGACUUUGACUCGGAGUGGCAACACUAUGAACGUGUUAUGACUGAAGAUGGCACUGGUGACCUUAAAAUACACAAUGUCCAGGUUUGGCACGAGGGUCGUUACACCUGCACGGCUCAGACGGUUGUGGACAACGAUACGGCGUACGCUGACCUCAAGAUCAUAGGUGUUCCUGGUCCCCCUGGUGUGAUCCGUAUCGAUGAGAUCGGGGACACGUGGGUGAAGCUUUUGUGGAGUAAAGGAUCAGAACAUAACAGCCCCAUUCUUUACUACACCAUUCAGACCAGGCACUACUGGGCUCUGCAUGAGGAUGACUGGAGGGAUGCCAGCACCUCUCCAACCGUUCUUGACGGCAGCUUUGAGAAGGCAGAGGUGACGGACCUGUUCCCCUGGAUGGAGUAUCAGUUCAGGAUCAUAGCCACCAAUGAGUAUGGUUCUGGAGAGGCCAGCAUCCCCUCCCUCAAGGUCAAAACCUGGGAUGCUUCUCCAGUGGUUUCACCCACUGAUGUAGCAGGUUAUGGAGGCAGAAAUGGCGAGAUUGUGAUUACAUGGACACCUGUGGAUCCAUGGUAUUUCGCUGGCAAAAAGUUUGGCUACAUUGUCGCGUUUAAGCCUCACGACGCAUACGACUGGUGGUACGAGACCAUCUCGGACCCUGAGACAAGGCGUUACGUCCACAGAGACUCCUAUUUCAUUCCCACUGAGGAAGACUUCCAGGUGCGGGAGUUUCAGGUGAAGGUCAAGUCGUUUAACGUGAAAGGAGACGGACCUUACAGCCUCACCAAAGUUAUCUACUACCCACGAGAUGUACCUAUAGAGUCUCCGACAGACGUCUAUGCCAGGCCGGUGUCCUCCACUGAAGCCCUGGUGUGGUGGUUACCAGUGGUCGAUACUGGAACAGGCCUGCAGCAGUACAUUGAGGGAUACCAGGUCAAAUACUGGAGAAAGUACGAUGACCCGGAGCCGGGAGCCCAUCGCAUAUUUGUUACAGCUGAAGACAAUACGACCAGGCUGGAGAACAUGCUGCCAGACUCGCACUACCUCAUCGAGGUCCGUGCCUUCAAUGGAGCCGGCCUCGGGCCACCUGGUGAACACUGUGAGAUGUUCACCAAGAGACCUCCACCACCAGAGCCUCCCAGGAUGUGGCGCUAUAUCUCUUGGACAGGAAAGUGGCUGUAUGUGUGGUGGGAUCACAUCUCGUACGACUGGUUUGGCAAUAUUUCCUUCCCACUGUACUACAAGGUCAUGUUCAGAAAGUCAGGCUACAUCUACGGGGAAGUCUACAUCACUGGCUGGCACUUCAUGGACUUCCCCAUGCCUCAGGUUGGUGACUAUGAGCUGAUGGUGCGUGGUCGUUAUGAGGGAGGAGAUGGACCAAUCAGGACGAUUAAGAUUUUGGGCAAAGCAUCGAUGAUCAAACCCUAUCUAAGCCUGGCAUCUUUGGUGCUGCUGGCGCUGUGCAUUGUGGGAUUGGAAAUUUAA